This is a messenger RNA of Prunus avium (sweet cherry), 632 nucleotides long. Lineage: Eukaryota; Viridiplantae; Streptophyta; Magnoliopsida; Rosales; Rosaceae. The record is from RefSeq and is a predicted model, not a curated record.
AUGGCUGACUUUACGAGGUGUAAUGGGCUUCAAGUUUUCAAGGAUGGAGAAUGGAUUGGUGUGGAGCCUCUUCCCAAUGCACUUGUGGUCAACAUAGGCUAUCAGUUACAGAUUAUCAGUAAUGGGAAGCUGAAAUGUGCCGAACAUCGGGCCGUUACGAAUUCCAGAAGUGCUAGGACAUCUGCUGCAUUUUUCUUCACUCCUUCCCCUGAUUGCCUCAUAAAACCUGCAGGAGCUCUUAUUAAUGCAAGCAAUCCCCAACUCUACAAAGCGUUUCAGUACAAAGAGUUCUUUACCAACUAUGCUAUGAAGCAGGGUCAAACCGACAUUGUACUUGAACCAUUCAAGCUCCAAGCUUAGUUGAUGAUCAUGCUCUUGAACUUUUGGUUGAGCUUUGUUCAUUUGAAUAACUGUCGUUUUGCUCUAUGUAGAGGCAAAAGCAGAGCAACUGGUCCAUAUUUAUGUGGGUGAACAUUGACAUUGUAAAAUUGUUCACCGGAUCAUUCAAGUUUAAAGAGAAGUUUAUUUGUGACACAAUAAUGAGUUUAUUGAAUUCAAGAAGUUGUGCUCUCAAACAGAAAAACUUGCAAGAUGAUGUAAAAUGGAGUGAUUUCAAGCAUAGAAAUGAAAUG